Messenger RNA from Exserohilum turcica Et28A, 798 nucleotides. RefSeq lists its product as uncharacterized. NCBI's taxonomy places the organism in Eukaryota, Fungi, Ascomycota, Dothideomycetes, Pleosporales, Pleosporaceae. Gene Ontology annotation, cellular component: intracellular anatomical structure. The record is from RefSeq and is a predicted model, not a curated record. Gene Ontology annotation, molecular function: oxidoreductase activity, acting on NAD(P)H, oxygen as acceptor. Bases 1 to 798 code for a protein of 265 amino acids. The transcript has 2 exons.
AUGCCGCUCGCCAAACCAGCCAACACCGACGCCCACGUCACAUCUCAGUUCUCGCUCAAGGGCAAGACGGCCGUCGUCACAGGCGGCGUCCGGGGCAUUGGGCUCGCAGCGUCGAGGGGGCUGGCCGAGGCGGGCGCAAACGUCGCGGUGCUGUACUCGAGCACCAAGGACGCCGACGCCAUUGCCGACUCGAUUGCCGCCGACACGGGUGUCAAGGUAAAAGCGUACAAGGCGGCUGUGGAGAACAAGGACGAAAUCACCCGCGUCAUCAACACCGUCGCCGCCGACUUUGGCGGCCUCGACAUUGUCGUUGCAAACGCUGGCAUCGCAAACCACCACCCCGCCGAGGACUACACCGAACAGGAAUGGCGCCACAUCAUGGCCGUCAACCUCGACGGCGCAUUCUACACGGCGCAGGCGGCGGGCGUCAUCUUCAAGGCCCAGGGCCACGGCAACGUCAUUUUCACCGCCAGCGUGUCGGCCAUGCUCGUCAACCUGCCGCAGAAACAGGCCGCCUACAAUGCGUCAAAGGCGGGCGUCGUCCAGCUUGCGCGCUGUCUGAGCGUCGAGUGGGUGGAUUUUGCGCGCGUCAAUUGCAUUUCUCCGGGCUUCAUUGCAACAGACAUGCUGGAUGUGCAUCCUCGCGAGUGGAGGGAGAAGUGGCUGGAUAUGGUGCCUGGGAAGAGGUUGUGUGAUACGGGGGAACUGAAGGGGGCCUAUGUCUUCUUGGCGAGUGAUGCGAGCAGCUACAUGACGGGAGCGAAUCUGGUUAUCGACGGGGGUUACACAUUACCGUAG